GCGGUGUCCCGGACCCGGAAGUGGAGUUGCCGAGUCACCGCAGUGGCUGAGCUGCUGACAGGAGGCGGCGGCGGAGUAGGAGGCGAGGCGAGACCGGCGCCUCUGAUCGGCCAUAGCCGCGGUAGCGCCAAGGAAGCCCACGGAGCCACGCCGGCCUCAGCCACCCUGCGAACCUCUCGCCCCUCCGCCCACCCCUCCGACCGCCCGGCCGCCUGCCCAGACGCCUGGUCCAGGGCGGCCUACUCUGCACUACCCGCAGGGCUCCUGGGGCCGCCGCCCCGCGCGGUCCCAUUGGCGUCCCCGGCCGCGCCCGGCCCCUGGCCCGCUCGCCCGCCGGCACCAUGAUGGAGGAGAUCGACCGGUUCCAGGUGCCCACCGCGCACUCGGAGAUGCAGCCGCUGGACCCUGCCGCCGCCUCCAUCUCAGACGGAGACUGUGACGCCCGGGAGGAGAAGCAGCGGGAGCUGGCCCGGAAGGGUUCCCUGAAGAACAGCAGCAUGGGUAGCCCUGUCAACCAGCAACCCAAGAAGAAUAAUGUCAUGGCCCGGACGAGGCUGGUCGUCCCCAAUAAAGGCUACUCAUCACUUGACCAGAGCCCAGAUGAGAAGCCACUGGUAGCCCUUGACACCGACAGCGAUGAUGACUUUGACAUGUCCAGAUAUUCCUCCUCUGGCUACUCCUCUGCUGAGCAGAUCAACCAAGAUUUGAACAUCCAGCUGCUGAAGGACGGCUACCGGUUAGAUGAGAUCCCCGACGACGAGGACCUAGACCUCAUCCCCCCCAAGUCCGUGAACCCCACCUGCAUGUGCUGCCAGGCCACGUCCUCCACCGCCUGCCACAUUCAGUAGCGGGUGGGGCCUCUGCGGCCGCCUGGGGCGGAACCGACUCGGGCCAGGUUGGACCGGGCAGGGGCAGCCCCUCCCCAGCUCGUCUGCCUACCCCGGCGCCCCCUACAGCCGCCAACCUCGUUAACAGUCAUUGCUUCCUCCUAUGGUAGGACGUGUACCUCUGUGUGUUAAUGUAGCCGGAGAAACCAAAACCGGGUCUCUCUCCACCCCAGGGGGGCUGAGGAGGGCUAGAGGCUGUUUGUUCAGUUACUUGGGGGACCUCACCCAGCACGCUGCCCCCCUCCCCAAGGUUGCAGUCUGGUGCAGGGGAGAGAGGACUGGAUGGAAGGGAGGCCAACAUUAAUGAGUGGGGGGAGAGAUCACAAACCCCAGUGAAGCCAUGUACCUCCUAGCCACAGCUUAACAAGGAAAGAGGCUGGAGGUUGGGGAGAGAAAGACCCAGGGCAAUGGGGGCAGGUCCCAGCACUUCAGGGUCCCCUCCACUAGCCCCUGAUAGCCCAUGUACCUAUUUACAUUUGUCAUUUCAACUAAUGUGAAGCCUGGCAAAGCUGUCCAACCAGAUAACUGUCCCUCACCCAAGGGAUCAUGACCUUCUUUCUCCUCUUUGCCCCAUUCACCCCCUUCCUUGCUCCCUGGGAGUGGGCUAGGGUAAGGUGGGCUUUAGAGAUAGGCCAGAAUUUGUAUGGCCUAUGGCAGUAUGAUUUGCCCUCACCGGCCCCUAACCAAUGCAUCUAUCUCUCUGCCUCCCCCUUUGUGGACCCUACUUCCAACUUUGUUCAUUGGUCUCUGUCCCAGGCUAGAAUGAGGGAGUAUGGCUGGCCUCCAAAAUCACAUUCCCAUCUUACCUCAACCCAAGGCCUGGGUGGCUGGUUCCCAGUAAGAAUCUUCAAGAAGUAAGCUUUGGAGUAUACAGUGGGCUGAGUGGCUGUGUAGACAUGGUAGGGAGUGCUUGGCAAAAUGUGUGUGUGUUUAAGGCUGUCAGGGUGUGUGUGUGUAUCUGUGUUGGACAGACCUGUCUUUCCUGGCAUCUAUUCCUGUCAUAGAUGUGGGUGCCUUUGUUGGGGAAGUGACUGUGUAGUCUUUUUACAGUGUGGGAGGCUACUCAGCAGUGCAAGGGACUGAGAGCCUUGGGCUGGAAGUCAGAAUCCUGGGUUCUGGUCCUAUCUCUGGCAAUCUCCUGUGAUCUUCAACAAGCCGCUGCUUUUUCUCAGCUUCAAGUUCCUCAACUGUGAAAUGAACAGCAGCUGAUAUUAAUUUUAAGGUCCGUUUAUACAUGAAGGAAUUUCUUCAUAGGAACUUCUGUAGAGGGAGAUGAAGAAAUCUCUGCGUGAUUUUGUGUACACCCAGGGUGCCUUCUGAGUUGUGUGUGUAGAAAGGGAAAGGGGCAGUUUUUAUCAGCACCACAUGAGUACAUGUGGAUAUUGGAAUACAUGUGUCUGUCUGUGAACAUGUAUGUGUGGGUUGUAUCUAUUGUGUGUGUGACCAUACAGGUGUCUGUGGGCCAGAAUGUGCUGCUCCUGCUUUUGUUGCUGGUUUAGGGGCAGGGAGUAGGAAAGCUGAGAUGAAAAUCAAGAGGGAGAAUCAGGCCUGGUGGCCAUCACCUAUAGCCGAAGCUUUUCUGGAAGCUGAGGUGGGAGGACCACUUGAGCCCAUGAAUUUAAGACUGCAGCAUGCAAUGAUUGUACCUGUGAAUAGACACUGCACUCCAGCCUGGGCAACAUAGCAAAACCCCAUCUCUAAAAAGAAAUAGGAAGUCAAGAGGGAGGAGAUUAAAAUGGCUUAGUCCUUGCAUUAAAAAAAAGGGGGGGGGGUAGAGGUGAACAGCUUUCCCAACUUAAAGCUAGGCAAUAUAGAUCUGCCCCCUUGUGAAGAAAAAUGAAGUGAAAGCACAGGAUAGUCUAAGACUGCUCAAGCCUAUGCCCCACAAAUCUCGUAUCACAGGGCCAAGGUGUGGCCAUUCCUCCACGCUGACACCUCACAUGUGUUAGUGUAUCCACUCUCAUGGAUAUCACUCACAUGCUGUGAGCAUGGGAUGGACAGAUCCAUAGCCCACUCUGGAUACCAGUCCUGGGAGGUGGGAGCUGGAAGGAGGGUGACUAGAGCCGGGAGUGAGGCUGCUGUCUUAGGAAAGGUAGCACCUCCCCCUGUACCACACCCAACUGCAAAGGGAUGCAGCUCUUCACCUGCCCCCACCACUACUCCUCCAACCCAUCUCUAUAUCCCCUAGUGCAGGGGUUCUAGUUAGUUGAGAAAAUUCCAGAAGGGGGCAAGGAACAGAAAAAGUACUUGCAGGGCCCAUUUGAGCCCAUCUCCCACCCUGGCCAGCAUCCCCACCCACCGUCAUCUAGGCCCCAGAGCCAGGCCUCCCACCAUACCACCACCAUCACCACCCUGGACUCCUUGACUCACUCUUCCAGAACAUGGGUACCUCCUCUUUUCUGGACUUAUUUAGACUGAUGCCUUUGCCACUGAUUUGCUGUGUGACUCUGGCCCAUUGUUUAAUCUCUAUGGCUUUGAGGAACCAGGGAAAAGCUCUCUCCUUACAGGACACACCAUUUCCCUCGCAGGCAAGGACUUCUGACUGAGGCAGUGUAUGUGUGGCAGAGAGGCAGGAAGCUGGCAGCCAGCAGCUUCUGCGUCUAGGGAGAAUGUGUGGUUCCUUCCUUCCCUGUCUGGGAGGCUAAAGGGGAAGAAUCAAGGCCUUAGCUUGCCCUCCUGCCACCUUCCCCCUUGUAGAUACUGCCUUAACACUCCCUCUGCCCUCAGCUGUGGCUACCACCCAGCCAGGUUUCUCCGUGCUCACUAAUUUAUUUCCAGAAAGGUAUGUGGAAGACAUGAGCCGUGUAUAAUAUUUUUUUUAACAUUUCCAUCGCAGUAUUGACAUCAUCCUUGGUUGUGUAUCGUGUAACACAAAUAAUGAUAUUAAAAGCAUCAAACAAGCCA
Molecule: messenger RNA, 3791 nt
Organism: Otolemur garnettii (small-eared galago)
Lineage: Eukaryota; Metazoa; Chordata; Mammalia; Primates; Galagidae
Gene: FAM219A
Product: family with sequence similarity 219 member A
Exons: 6
Coding region: 342-848 (168 amino acids)
Source: RefSeq, a predicted model, not a curated record